AUGACUGACAGCAAGGUCCCUCAGCCAGGACCGGCGAAACUUAAACGCAAUGCGGGCCCAGAUCAGUGGCUGGAGGCGGCCAAGGACUGCAAGUACUUAUCGGAGGCCCACAUGAAGCAGUUGUGCGAAAUGGUCAAGGAGUAUAUGAUGGAAGAAUCCAAUAUUCAACCCGUCUCCACUCCGGUCACCGUCUGCGGUGAUAUUCACGGACAAUUCUAUGAUCUUCUCGAGCUCUUCCGGGUUUCUGGUGGGAUGCCCGAUGGUUCAGCGCCCGAUGCCCCAAAAUCUUCCAUCACCUCUGCCGACAUCGAGCCCCCAUCCGAAAUUACAGACCCUAAAAUUCGGAAGAAGUUACGAGGUCCCAAUAACAAUGCCGUGGAGGAUGACGAAGAGGAGUCUGAAGGCCCACGGAGUCGGUCAGGUAGCCAGACGUCCAAUGAUGUCCAAGUAAACCGGAACUUUGUCUUCCUGGGAGAUUAUGUGGAUCGUGGAUAUUUCAGUCUGGAAACCUUAACCCUGCUACUGUGUUUGAAGGCUAAAUACCCCGAUCGAGUAACAUUAGUGCGCGGAAACCAUGAGUCUCGGCAGAUUACACAGGUUUACGGUUUCUACGAGGAAUGUUUCCAGAAAUACGGCAGCGCCUCGGUAUGGAAGGCUUGUUGCCAAGUCUUCGACUUUAUGACGUUGGGCGCCAUCAUCGACGGCAAAGUCCUCUGCGUUCACGGAGGAUUGAGUCCAGAGAUCCGCACACUAGACCAAGUGCGAGUUGUAGCUCGUGCACAAGAAAUCCCCCACGAGGGCGCAUUCUGCGAUCUUGUUUGGUCCGAUCCUGACGACGUGGAAACAUGGGCGGUUAGUCCUCGUGGUGCCGGCUGGCUCUUUGGCGACCGUGUCGCCGACGAGUUCUGCCACGUUAAUGAUCUCUCCCUCAUCGCCCGCGCGCAUCAACUGGUGAAUGAAGGAUAUAAAUAUCAUUUCGCCAACCAGAACGUGGUGACAGUGUGGAGUGCUCCCAACUAUUGUUACCGAUGUGGCAACCUUGCCUCGGUGUGUGAGAUCGGAGAAGAUCUCAAGCCAUCGUUCAAGUUGUUUAGUGCUGUGAGCGAUGACCAGAGGCAUGUGCCCAACUCGCGGCCGGGCCGCAGCGAGUACUUCCUGUAA
This is a messenger RNA of Penicillium verhagenii, 1161 nucleotides long. It is a transcript of the gene sitA, whose product is annotated as TOR signaling pathway phosphatase SitA. Gene Ontology annotation, cellular component: cytoplasm. The coding region runs from base 1 to 1161 and encodes 386 amino acids. NCBI's taxonomy places the organism in Eukaryota, Fungi, Ascomycota, Eurotiomycetes, Eurotiales, Aspergillaceae. The transcript is spliced from 3 exons. Gene Ontology annotation, biological process: peptidyl-serine dephosphorylation; G1/S transition of mitotic cell cycle. The record is from RefSeq and is a predicted model, not a curated record. Gene Ontology annotation, molecular function: protein serine/threonine phosphatase activity.